Messenger RNA from Otolemur garnettii (small-eared galago), 2634 nucleotides. RefSeq names its product zinc finger and SCAN domain containing 2 (gene ZSCAN2). The transcript is spliced from 3 exons. The record is from RefSeq and is a predicted model, not a curated record. Gene Ontology annotation, molecular function: DNA-binding transcription repressor activity, RNA polymerase II-specific; RNA polymerase II cis-regulatory region sequence-specific DNA binding. Gene Ontology annotation, biological process: negative regulation of transcription by RNA polymerase II. Lineage: Eukaryota; Metazoa; Chordata; Mammalia; Primates; Galagidae. The coding region runs from base 151 to 1986 and encodes 611 amino acids.
GGGCGGAGCGCGGGGGCCGCCAGGGCAGGACCUGGUCUCAGGAUAGCAGGACUACUUAUUGAGAUUUGAUGAGGAAGGUGUCUUCUCAGAGAGCCUGGCUGGAGAAGACUGAGGUUCAAGGCCUGAGUGAUUGCUCCAGGAACGUGGAUAAUGGCUGCAGAGAUGCCAAGAGUUACCACUCCCCUUAGUCCCUUGGUCCAGGUACCUCAAGAAGAAGAGGGACAGGAGAAGGAGGUUACCACUAUGAUCCUGGAGGAUGACUCCUGGGUACAGGAAGCUGUACUGCAGGAGGAUGGCCCUGAGUCCGAGCCCUUUCCCCAGACUGCUGGCAAGGGCAGCCCCCAGGAGGAAGCAGUGGCUGGGGCACCACAGGGUGCACUUGGCCGCCUCCGAGAGCUGUGUCGGCGCUGGCUGAGGCCAGAGGUGCACACUAAGGAACAGAUGUUGACCGUCCUGCCAAGGGAAAUUCAGACCUGGCUACAAGAGCACAGGCCUGAAAGCAGCGAAGAGGCAGUGACCCUGGUGGAAGACUUGACCCAGACCCUUCAGGAAAGUGAUUUUGAGAUACAGAGUGAAAAUGAGGAGAACUCUAAUCAAGACAUGUUUGAGGAUGUCGAAACACAUGAGUUGUUCUCAAAAAUGCCUGACAGGGAAGGCAUUCAGCAAUCAAAUGGGGAGAGUGACUUUGAGAGAGACUGUGGCACUGGGGGGCCCAAGGGAAAUGCUCUAGGGGAGGUGCCAUCCCAGGGCAGAGAACUUGGCCAGCUCAUAGGCCUUCAGGGUACCUACCUGGGUGAGAAGCCAUAUGAAUGUCCCCAUUGUGGGAAAACCUUCAGCCGGAGAUCCCACCUAAUCACCCAUGAACGGACCCACACGGGAGAGAAAUACUACAAAUGUGAUGAAUGUGGAAAAAGCUUUAGUGAUGGUUCAAACUUUAGUAGGCACCAAACUACUCACACUGGGGAGAAACCCUAUAAAUGCAGAGAUUGUGGGAAGAGCUUUAGCAGGAGUGCAAACCUCAUAACCCACCAGAGGAUUCACACGGGAGAGAAGCCCUUUCAGUGUGCCGAGUGUGGCAAGAGUUUUAGCAGGAGCCCCAAUCUCAUUGCUCAUCAGCGAACCCACACGGGAGAGAAACCAUACUCAUGCCCAGAAUGUGGAAAGAGCUUUGGCAACCGGUCCAGCCUUAACACACAUCAGGGAAUCCACACUGGAGAAAAACCCUAUGAAUGUAAGGAAUGUGGUGAAAGCUUUAGUUACAACUCCAACCUAAUCAGACACCAGAGAGUCCACACAGGAGAGAAACCAUACAAAUGUACUGAGUGUGGACAGAGGUUCAGCCAAAGCUCAGCCCUCAUUACCCACCGGAGAACUCACACAGGAGAAAAACCCUAUCAGUGCAGUGAGUGCGGGAAAAGCUUUAGCCGCAGCUCCAAUCUGUCCACCCACCGGAGAACCCACAUGGUGGAGAAGCCCUAUAAGUGUGGAGUGUGUGGGAAGAGCUUCAGCCAAAGUUCAAGUCUUAUUGCACACCAGGGCAUGCACACAGGGGAGAAACCCUACGAGUGUCUGACAUGUGGGGAGAGCUUCAGCUGGAGCUCCAACCUUCUCAAGCACCAGAGGAUCCAUACUGGUGAGAAGCCCUACAAAUGCAGUGAGUGUGGGAAGUGCUUCAGUCAGCGCUCCCAGCUGGUGGUGCACCAGCGGACCCACACAGGUGAGAAGCCCUACAAAUGCCUCAUGUGUGGCAAGAGCUUCAGCCGGGGCUCUAUCCUGGUCAUGCACCAGAGAGCCCACUUGGGAGACAAGCCCUACAGGUGUCCUGAAUGUGGGAAAGGCUUCAGCUGGAAUUCAGUUCUCAUUAUACAUCAGCGAAUCCACACAGGGGAGAAGCCCUACAAGUGCCCUGAAUGUGGGAAAGGAUUCAGCAACAGCUCCAAUUUUAUUACACAUCAGAGAACUCAUAUGAAAGAGAAACUGUAUUGAAGUGGCAAAGAGGAAAAAGUGAAGAGACUGGCCAGAGAUGGACUUGCCACACUGCCCCAAAUAGGGAUGUCCCUUUAAAAGAGCCAUUCUUCCUAAAUGCUUUUUGGAGUUUUUGACAGAAUCUUACCCUUGCUUAUCCUCAUUUCUAAUACCAUCAGUGGUUGGAGUCAACCCCCAUACAUGGUUAAGAACAGCAUGUAAGGAGCAGAAGGUCUGCAAAAUUGGGUCUUUUUCUGUAACAUUUCAUAGCUUGAUUGGCCUCUCUCUUGAUUCCUCUGUGCCUCAGUUUCCUCUUUGGUAAAAUGGGGGGAAACAUUUCUCCUGUGGAGUGAAAGACAGCAUGGCCCUCAGCAUGGGCUGAGUCCUCAGAGAAAUACUAGAAAUUCAUUUGUGUGGUUCUGGUUGUUUUGCUGGCAUUUUGUUGGGCUAUCACCCCAAGCUAUCAGCAUCGCAGGGCCCCUGCCCAUGUUAGAACCUGCUCUGUUUGGCAUCAGUGUCCUUGGCUUUGACCUCAGGUCAAGGAUGAAAGGGCUUCUCCAAUUGUGAGUCAUCCUUGCAGAGGUGGACCCCCUUUCUAUUUCUAGAAAGUAUCAGGAGUACAGACACUGAGAUAUGCCCUGACCUGAUAUCUCAGCAUCCUUCCUGUUG